AUGCCGUGUUUGUUUCAGUGCAAGUUGCAAAUGACAUCAGGCUGCCAAUGCUUAGGUAAUCUUUGCGCAUUAAGACUUUAUUCAAAAUUGUGGCUACCAUGUUCAUUGUGGCCUCCCGAAAUGCCAAAUGGUAUGCAGCUGCCUAAAAUCAUGUAUGAAGAAGGAGAUGCUCAUGCAGAAUUAAAUAGACGAAAGCCUGAUACUGUUUUUGGUCUACAUGAUAAGCCUCUAAACCUGACUUUGGUUAGUUACGCUGCAAAUGGUGAAAAUAUAACUACCCGAUUUAUUACUCCUGGCUGGUUGGAUCCUUGUGAAGGUAAUCCGGGAUAUUAUCAAAGUGAUAUAUCGUUUGGAAAACCCCUCACAUCCAAAUGUCGCGUCACUAUGCAUCACCUAUUCAAAAAUGUAGAAGCAGGUGUACUUCAUGAAUUAUAUCUUAAUUAUAAAGAUCCAAGUAGUGAUUUAGAUUACAUGCUACCCGUGCCUGUGUUAAUUGAAAAUAUGGGUCACACAUAUGAUGAGAAUGAGGAUUCGUCCAAUUGGAUAUUAGUGCGUAGAUUCUUCUUAACCGAUUCUUAUCCACAACGCCGAUACCACACUGGCUUAGUUCGAUAUGCAUCUUCUCUCAUCUUGCUAGUUAAACUACGUACUGAUGCUCCUGGAAAAAUCUACACUCCAGUUUUAUUGGCAAUGCUUUUGACCCUGUCUACUUUGGCAAUAUUCUGGUCUGCUAUAGUAGCGUGGUCUUAUUCACGACGUUCUGGACUUCCCGUGUUCAAUAUAUAUGGGUUUAUAAGGUUCUUUCUAGUUUUAUGCGGUAAGAUAUCAGAUGCCCUGCUACUUUCUGCAUUGUUAUGUGGAGUUAUGGCCAGAAUGUUGUACUUUACUUUGCAAUCAUCAACUGCAAUGUCAAUUGUAUCCAGGAACGACGAAGAAGAAUAUUUAAUAAAGGCAUUUUUAAUUGUUGCACUAGCAUUAAAGAUCAUAGAAGUGAUUCAAAUAUUACACCAUCAGUUAACUAUAGAUAUAUUUCUAAUUGAUUGGGAAAAACCAAGAGCAAUGAAUUGUUUACCAAGAUCAAUAUCCAACACAACGGGCACAAAUCGAGAAACAACUGAUGACAUCACACCACCACCACCUAUAAGCGUUUGGCGAAGUUAUUUAGUCGCGAACGAGUGGAAUGAGCUCCAAGUCUUCCGCAAAGUCCAUGGUCUCGGGCAUGCUUUGCUUGUUGCUAUAAUUGCCGAAAUUUUAGGGUUAUCCCAUAAUAAUUUAUCGCAGACUGAUUUAUUAGGAUUUUCGGUCUUAUUAUACUUAUCUUUAUAUUUUUUACAAAUGCUGCUGAGGUUAGGCAUUUAUGAAAGAUACAUGAAUGCUGGAUUAGUUGGAUUUGUAGAUUUAUGCAGCCUAGCUAAUAUAUCAAUGUUGAUUGUUUCUUUGGAUCAAUUUGGUUAUUAUAUACAUGGAAGAUCUCCUUAUGGAUUUGCCGAUACAGAUAUGCGAAGUAUGCUACUACAAUUGCAAAGGGAAGAGCAAGGUCUUUGUGGAACAAGAGGUUUAUUGAAAGACUCGACGCAGCAAACUUUUACUGCUCGCUUGCCAUCAGCUUUGAGAGCUUAUUAUCGUAAAAUGACAUUUCCUUUGACGGAGCAAGGGAGGUAUGGAAGAGCUACUGGCACCAGAGCGAUGUCCGAUUCCGAACGAAUUGAAAAAUGCGUGCAAGCUUAUAGGAAUAUCAAUAGAUUUCUGGCUUCAUUUAUAGAUCAUGCGUUACGGGACCUGGACUACGAGGUACGCGAACGAGGCCCAGUCGAACGUUUACUAGACGCCGAGAGCACUGUAAUAGCAGGCACCGUCGAUGGACCACCGAAAAUAGGAGGCGUAUUUUAUCCUGAUGGCGGUCAUGCAUUCGAUGCUGUCCUUUGGUACGGCCAGGAAUGGACUUGGGCUACCGUUGAGCUACUGAUGUUCCUUGUGACGCUGAUUGGAUGUGAAAAUGUAGCAGUGUCUUCAGUGACAGUCGCUAUUAUUAUUCAAAUUCUCGCUUUGGUUACAAAAUCACUUGCUAAGAGGAACCUGGCUGAAAAAACAUUAAUAGACAAAAGAUUCUUGAUCUAA
Messenger RNA from Ctenocephalides felis (cat flea), 2118 nucleotides. Its product is annotated as meckelin-like. The record is from RefSeq and is a predicted model, not a curated record. The transcript has 14 exons. Gene Ontology annotation, biological process: cilium assembly. NCBI's taxonomy places the organism in Eukaryota, Metazoa, Arthropoda, Insecta, Siphonaptera, Pulicidae. Gene Ontology annotation, cellular component: MKS complex; ciliary transition zone. Bases 1 to 2118 code for a protein of 705 amino acids.